AUCAAAAACCGCACAUUCCACGUCCUUAUGGAAAACAUACCGAUCUCAUUUGUCCCAGAAUCUACCGCAGCCAUAGACGACAUCAAGAAGAAGGCUGCUUUCACCCCAAAAACUAUCCUGAAGGCUAAGUACAUCAAACCAAUAGUGAGAUGCAACCUGAAUCAAAGAACAGCUCACAUCAUACUAACCUUCAAUUCUAGGGAAAGUGCGAAUCACACCAUCAAAUUUGGACUAUCAGUAGCCAGCAAAAGGGUCUAUGGACAAAAACUCCUACCAGAACCAUCAAGAUGCCUCAAAUGCCAUUCUUUUGACGGCAGCCACAUGGCAACAGACUGCCCUAAGGACGCUGACAUUUGCGGAACGUGUGGGGAACAACACCGCACAGCAACGUGCAAGGUAGAUGACCCCAACAACUAUCACUGUGCUAACUGCGAAAUAAAGGGACAUGCAGCAUGG
Messenger RNA from Suillus subaureus, 456 nucleotides. RefSeq lists its product as uncharacterized. The record is from RefSeq and is a predicted model, not a curated record. The transcript has a single exon. The annotation marks the transcript as partial. Lineage: Eukaryota; Fungi; Basidiomycota; Agaricomycetes; Boletales; Suillaceae.